This is a messenger RNA of Nelumbo nucifera (sacred lotus), 1878 nucleotides long. Its product is annotated as Peptide-N4-(N-acetyl-beta-glucosaminyl)asparagine amidase A protein. NCBI's taxonomy places the organism in Eukaryota, Viridiplantae, Streptophyta, Magnoliopsida, Proteales, Nelumbonaceae. The record is from RefSeq and is a predicted model, not a curated record.
AUGGAAUUUCGUUCUUUAGUUCACUGUCUCUUCUGCUUUUCUCUCAUCCUCUUUCUCCCUUUCGCAUCCUCCUCUUCUUUCCCCGAUCGUUACCUCAAGUCCAUACCCCCAUCGCUCCGUCUGAAUGCAUCGGACGAGUACAUCGAGCUGACAAAACCUCUCCCAUCCGAUGAGCUCACUCCUUCCUGCUCUCUUCUGCUUCUCCAAGAGGAUUUUGGCCACACCAUCGGAUUACCUCCGGUCUCCGUCCCCUACUCACCGCCCCCCGAUUGUUCAGGCCCCUGGACCCAUGUCGUUCUCGAAUUCCUCGCCUCCUGCCAGGGAGAGCAGUACGACCGGAUCGUCGGCGUCUGGCUCGAUGGAGUCGAAAUUCUCCGGACCAGCACCGCGGAGCCUACGGAAUCUGGAAUCUUCUGGAAGGUUCGGAAGGAUGUCACCAGGUACUCCUCCCUUUUCUCGCAGUCCAAUCUCACCCUCUCGGUGAUGCUCGAAAACGUCGUCAACGACGUCUUUACUGGCAUUUACCACGUUAAUAUCUCUCUUCUAUAUUACGGAGAGAACAAAAUUGCGAUUUCGCCUUUAUUAGAAGAUCAGAAAUAUAACAGGAAACUAGGAUUUGCAAUUCAACCCAUUAGGAACAAUCUGGAGAGAAUUAUGUUGCCAUAUGAUUAUGAAGCGAAGAAAUUGGGGUUUAUAUCUAAAGAUCCUAGUGGUAAAAAGUGGGGCCUGCAAGAAUCACAGCUUUCUGACGAAAAACCCGCAGACUUGAUAAUCCCAGUUUCAGGUGAUGGCGAUGAUGGUUUCUGGUUCCGAAUUCAGAACGAGGCUGAUGUGCACUCUACAGAAAUUCAGAUUCCCCUCAACACCUAUAGGGCUGUUUUGGAAAUAUACGUGUCAUUCCAUGGAAACGAUGAAUUCUGGUACUCGAAUCCUCCCGAUUCUUACAUCAAACUGAACAACUUGACCACCGGGCGAGGAAAUGGAGCUUUCCGUCAAGUGUUUGUGACAAUAGAUGGUGUUUUUGUUGGAUCGGAGGUGCCUUUUCCAGUUAUAUUCACGGGAGGAAUCAACCCAUUGUUCUGGGAACCUGUUGUGGCAAUCGGAGCAUUCAAUCUUCCGUCCUACGAUCUUGACUUGACUCCCUUUCUUGGCCUUCUCCUAGAUGGAAAUAGCCAUUCCUUCGGGCUGGGAGUGACAGACGGAAUUCCGUUUUGGCUUGUCGAUGCUAAUUUGCACCUUUGGCUAGAUCCCGGAACGUCUGUUGUCCAGGCAAAAUCUGUUCGUUAUCAUGUUCCCCCUCUAUCAGUGGAACGGCAUUCGAAAUUUAAACAACUUGAUGGAUUGUUCAAGAUAGAGGUAGAGAGAAAGAUGAAGUUCUCCGGAUGGGUAAAUGGGAGUGCAGGGAACUUCACCACCCACGUCACAAAGGAAAUGGAGUUCAAGAACUCGAUAAAGUUCAAGAAGAAUGGAAUGUCGAAGGAGGUUAAACAGAAAAUCAAGGCGAAGACAGAAGUGAGAGUGGAGUCUGAUGCACAGGAAUUGCUCGCUCGAACAAUCUUCAAAAGGAAAUACCCUCUCGAAAUCACAACGUCGACUCUACCCGGACCAGAUGACAAUACGUCUUUAUCCAUUACCAACAUUUCCCAUUCCUUGAAUGACAUAUCUUCUCGGGGGAACUUUUCGACCUCUGUUUCCAAUAGUCAAGAAUCCGGUGGGUGGAUGGUGGUGCAGGAUCACUCUGUUCUCUCUGGUUCUGCCAAUACACGUCAAACUCUAACUUACAUAGAUGACUACGGUUGCUUCUCCAGAACGGUUGCAGCAAGCAAUGGUAAGCUUUUGGAAGAUAAUUCAACUGCUGCUUGUGCUCAGCCCUUGUAA